AUGGUGCACCAACUCUCACUAGUCUCGUCAAUCCCACACUCAAACUACCUCCAAACAAUAGCCACACUACAAGCCAUAACAGGGAUAUUCCACCCGCAGCAGAUAUCCACAUACACCCUAAUCACUAAACCGAACCAUGUCUUCAAGCCCAAGUUCGAGCCCGGAAAGAUCAACCAGAUUGAGCAGUAUUACAUGAAGUGCAUCACGACGUGGCUGAACCGCGACUUGGAUAUCCUGCAGCCGAUAUUGAAUAAUCGCGUGAAUGGCGUGGACGAUAUCGUCGCGCGGAAAUUAUUCACCGAUGAAGAAGAUGACGGAGAUGGAGAUGAGGUUGGGGGAGGGAAGAAUCAAUUUGGUAAGGAGAAAGUUUGGACUUUGCAGAUUAGCGAUAUCCCCAUCGCGGGCAAGAACCAGACUUGUUCCCAGCAGACGAUAUACGAGAGCACGCUAGUGCAUACCCAUGUUGCCGCGGUGGACAAGCUGGACAUGCUGGAUGCAAUGGAGGUGGACAUCAAGCAGGAAAUGGAGAGUAAGCCCGACGCCGCGCAAGUGGACCCAUCCUCAUCUUCAUCCGCCGCCAGUAAUAGCAUCGUUAAGAAUCGCAGGAAUGGUUCCUUCCUCUUGUUUUUGAAUGAUUUGGGGUAUGCCGUGAUUAAUCAAUAUUGGAUCAAAGGCGUGCGGUUCUUUUACGGCGACGUCAUUAUUGAGCUCUUUAAGAUUUUCAUUCGUGAUGAUUCUCAGGGGGAUGACGAAGUGGGCAAUGGCAUCAAGCUCAAGUUGCUUGAUGAACUGAACACUUUCCAGAUUAAGUGCUAUAUUAACGUGGCGAAACUGACGGAUAUCGAAGUUAUCAAUCUGGGGAUUAAGGAGUUGGGACACUUGCAGGAUUUCUUGAAGGGGUUGUUCUUGUUGGAGAUUAGUGAUCGUAUGUUUUUGGAUUCAAGAGUCACCAGCAGUGUCAAAUGA
Lodderomyces beijingensis is the source of this 966-nucleotide messenger RNA. The record is from the annotation of a GenBank genome assembly. Lineage: Eukaryota; Fungi; Ascomycota; Pichiomycetes; Serinales; Debaryomycetaceae.